This is a messenger RNA of Rhincodon typus (whale shark), 2152 nucleotides long. Its product is annotated as zinc finger protein 721-like. The record is from RefSeq and is a predicted model, not a curated record. The transcript is spliced from 2 exons. NCBI's taxonomy places the organism in Eukaryota, Metazoa, Chordata, Chondrichthyes, Orectolobiformes, Rhincodontidae. The annotation marks the transcript as partial.
GAAGUGCUAUAAAAGCUCUUGGGAACUAAUGUCCCAUCAACGUAUUCACUCUGAUGAGAAACCGUUCAGGUGCUCUCAGUGUGGAAUAGGGUUCAAGCGAUCAUCUCAACUCACUGUACACCAGCGAGUUCACACCGACAAGAGACCGUUUAAAUGUCCAGACUGUGGGAAGUGCUACAAAAGUUCUGCAGAACUGAUGUCCCAUCAACGCGUUCACACUGACGAGAGACCCUUCAGAUGCUCUCACUGUAGAACUGGCUUCAAGCACUCGUCUCAACUCACUGUCCACCAACGAAUUCACACUGGGGAGAGACCUUUUAAGUGUCCCGACUGUGGGAAGUGUUUCAACAGGGCUGAUGGACUGACAUCCCAUCGACGUGUUCACACUGACGAGAGGCCAUUCAGAUGCUCUGACUGUGGGACUGGGUUCAAGCGUUCAUCUCAACUCAUUAUCCACCAGCGAAUUCACACUGGGGAGAAACCAUUCACCUGUUCCGAGUGUGGGAAAGGAUUCACCCGGUCAUCGCACCUGCUAACUCACCAGCGAGUUCACACUGGGGAGAGGCCUUUCUCCUGCUCAGUGUGUGGGAAGACAUUCACUCAGUCGUGCCACCUGCUGACACACCAGCGGGUUCACACUGAUGAGAGACCAUUCAUCUGUACCUAUUGUGGAAAGAGUUUCAGGCAUUCAGGCAGUGUCAAUGAACACCAGCGAAUCCAUACUGGGGAGAGGCCAUUUCUCUGCUCCAAAUGUGGGAAGGGAUUCACUCAGUUAUCUCACUUGCUGACACACCAGCGGGUUCACACUGAUGACAGACCCUUCGUCUGCCCUCGCUGUGGAAGGAGUUUCAGGCAUUCCGGUAGCCUCAUUUCACACCAGCGAGUUCACACCGGGGAGCAGCCAUUCACCUGCUCUAUGUGUGGAAAAGGAUUCACACAGUCAGCAAACCUGGCGAUCCACCAGCAAGUUCACAAACUGAAACCAAACACCACAUCAGCAUUUGAUGGACUUAUCCAAUUUGCUGCACUUGAAAAUCAUCAGGUUAUGAACAUGGAAAGAAAUGACACCAUCCACAGUGCAGAGAAACCACACACGUGUUCUCGAUGUGGACAGGGUUUCAGCCGAUCAUCUGGCCUGUCAAAACACAAGCACAGUCAUACUGGGGAGAAACCAUGGAAAUGUGGGCACUGUGGGAAGGGAUUCAGUUACCCUUCUGAGCUGGAAACUCACCAGCGCAGUCACAUUGGGGAGAGGCCAUUCACCUGCUCUGAAUGCGGGAAAGGAUUCAUUCGGUCCUCCCACUUGAUGAGACACCAGCGCACUCACACUGGGGAGAGGCCAUUCAUCUGCUCUGAGUGCGGAGAGAAAUUCACUCUGCAUUCCAACUUCAUGAUUCACUGCCAAAUUCAUAGCGGACGAAUACCUUUCACCUGCUCUGUGGAUGGGCAGCCAUUCAUUGAUUCAGCUACCCUGCAAAACCAACCUGUUCACACUUUUGAGAGACCUUUCAAAUGUCUAGACUGUGGGACGUGCUGUCAAAGUUCUGUGGAACUGAUGACCCAUCAGCGCGUUCACACUGAUAAAAGACCAUUCAGAUGCUCUUACUGCGGGACUGGGUUCAAGCACUCAUCUCAACUCAUCGUACAUGAGCGACUUCACACUGGGGAGAGACCUUUUAAAUGCACAGACUGCGGGAAGUGCUACAAAAGUUCUGGGGAACUGAUGUCCCAUCAACGGGUUCACACUGACGAGAGACCGUUCAGAUGCUUGCAUUGUGGGACUGGCUUCAAGCACUCAUCUCAACUCACUGCACACCAGCGAAUUCACACGGGAGAGAGGCCUUUCACCUGCUCUGAGUGUGGGAAGGGAUUUGCUCAAUCAGCUGAUCUGCUGACUCACCAGCGGGUUCACACUGGGGAGAGGCCUUUCACCUGCUCUGAAUGUGGGAAAGGAUUCACUCGCUCCUCACACCUGGUGACACACCAGCGGGUUCACACCGGGGAGCGGCCGUUCACCUGCUCCGAGUGUGGGAAGAAAUUCACUCAGCUAGCCCACCUGCUGACACACCAGCGAGUUCACAAUGGAGAGAGACCUUUUCAGUGCCCAGACUGUGGGAAGUGCUAUAAAAGCUCUUGGGAACUAAUGUCCCAU